This is a messenger RNA of Exophiala bonariae, 2838 nucleotides long. RefSeq lists its product as uncharacterized. The record is from RefSeq and is a predicted model, not a curated record. Gene Ontology annotation, biological process: glucan catabolic process. Gene Ontology annotation, molecular function: beta-glucosidase activity. The transcript has a single exon. Bases 1 to 2838 code for a protein of 945 amino acids. NCBI's taxonomy places the organism in Eukaryota, Fungi, Ascomycota, Eurotiomycetes, Chaetothyriales, Herpotrichiellaceae.
AUGGCCCGACCACAUUCAGAUAUUCGCUAUGAUCCGAUGCAAAAUACUGCUCCUGAACAAGACGACGGAGAUCUAUCGGAUGAUGACCUAAAAGCCAAUCCCGAUCAGAGUCAUGCCACCCUCUUAGGUCCCCCUGGCUCGACUCAGUCUGCCAGAUAUCCCAGAUCGUUCUACGCCCGCCUGUUUGCCGGUCACGGACUUUCAAAAUCCUAUAUCGCUGGUUGUGUCCUGAUAACCGCUGUCGUUCUCUCUGCCAUCGCCGGUAGCGGAUUCUGGGCAUGGAAGACUGGUCAGAGUCAAAUCAAUGGUCAAUCUCCUCCAUGGUAUCCCACACCGCCCGGAGGGACCUUGUCGUCAUGGCAAGUAAGCUACGACAAAGCUCGAAAACUGGUUGAGCGUAUGACCUUGCCUGAAAAGGUCAACAUCACCACUGGUACUGGAUGGGCUCAAGAUCUUUGUGUCGGAAAUACUGCGCCUGCCGUCAAUGCUGGCUUUCCUGCACUAUGCCUUCAGGAUGGACCCCUUGGCAUCAGAUUUGCUGACCACAUCACCUCCUUUCCUGCUGGCAUCACCGUUGGAGCCACUUGGAAUCGUGACUUGAUGCGACGACGAGGUGCUGCUCAUGCUCGUCAGGCCAAAUUGAAAGGUGUCCAUGUCCUCCUAGGCCCAGCCAUGGGCCCGCUUGGGAGAAACCCAGCAGGUGGAAGAGUAUGGGAGGGGUUUGGGAGUGAUCCUGUGCUUCAGGGUGUUGCUGCAUAUGAGACCAUCCAAGGAAUCCAAUCUCAAGGCAUUAUCGCAACGGCAAAACAUCUCAUUGGAAACGAGCAAGAACAUUUCCGCAAAUCUUUUGAGUGGGGGAUUCCAGAGGCUCUCUCAUCCAAUAUAGAUGACCGAACCCUGCAUGAGCUCUAUCUUUGGCCUUUCGCAGAAAGUGUCAGAGCUGGUGUGGCUAGUGUCAUGUGUUCUUACCAAAUGGUCAACAACUCUUAUGCAUGUGCCAACAGUAAGCUCAUGAAUGGAAUUCUCAAGGACGAGCUUGGUUUCCAAGGCUUUAUACAAUCAGACUGGUUGGCUCAGCGCAGUGGUGUGGCUUCUGCCCUUGCCGGUUUGGACGUAUCUAUGCCGGGUGAUGGUCUUCACUGGCUCGACGGCAAGUCUCUUUGGGGAAGUCAGUUGACCCUGGCUGUUCUGAAUGGGUCCGUUCCUCUAUCUCGACUCAACGACAUGGUCACCCGUGUUGUUGCUGCCUGGUAUCAACUUGGCCAGGAUGCAUGGCAAGAUCAUAUUCCGAACUUUUCGUCGUGGACAAAUGAUAAGUACGGUGUUCUGCAUGACGGAAGUAGUACUAAGCAAGAAAAAGUCAUUGUCAACAAGUUUAUUGACACCGAAAAUGAUGAGAGUCGAAAUAUCGCACGGCAGGUCGCUGCCGAAGGUAUCGUGCUACUGAAAAAUGAAGACGCCAUGUUGCCACUCACCCCUUCACUCGAGCAGCUGAAUGCUCAUCGUCGGAAAAGGGUGGCUGUCAUCGGCGAAGAUGCCGGUCCUGGCAAAGGUCCUAAUCACUGUGAGGAUAGAGGUUGCAAUCAGGGCACUCUUGCUGUGGGCUGGGGAUCUGGAGCCACCGAGUUCACGUAUUUGGUAGAUCCUCUGUCAGCCUUGAACGCCUCUUUUGAUCCCUCGGUCGUGGAAAUCACAACAUCUCUAGCCAAUAAGGUUUCUAGCAGCCUGAAGAAGACUUUAGCAGAGCAAGAUCUUUGCAUAGUCUUUGGAAAUGCAGAUUCAGGCGAAGGCUAUCGCUUCUGGGAGUCACAGAGAGCUGAUAGAAAUGACCUGGAAAUCCAAAAGAAGGGUGCUUCUCUCAUUUCCAGUGUCGCGCAGAGUUGUGGUGGGCCUGUGGUUGUUGUCAUUCAUUCCGUCGGGCCUGUCAUUGUCGAAGAGUUUGCAGAUCUGUCCGCUGUCAAGGCUAUUUUGUUCGCCAACCUGCCCGGCCAGGAAAGUGGUAACGCACUUGCUGAUGUCUUGUUUGGCCGAAUCGAUGCGUCAGGACGACUGCCUUACACUGUAGGUAAAGAUCUUGCCGACUAUGGUCCAGGGGCUCCAGUACUUUACUACCCCAAUGGUUUCAUUCCUCAGGUUGAUUUCAAGGAAGGUCUCUAUGUUGAUUAUCGGCAUUUUGACCGGGAAGAGAUUGAACCUCGAUAUCCCUUCGGUUAUGGACUGUCGUUCACCUCGUUCGAGUUCAAAGAUCUAUCCAUCACUCCACUGAAAUCGAAAUCAGCUCUCCCAUCGCCUCGUCCAAAAUCACUCAGUCCACCAAAGUUUGACGAGAGCAUUCCCCCUGCAGAAGAUGCCCUAUGGCCAGCUGAAUUCGGGAAAUUCCGAAAGUUUAUAUAUCCUUACAUCUCCAGUGUAAAGGAAGUAAAGAAGGGCACAUACCCCUACCCUGAAGGUUAUAACCUUGAUCAAGAGCCAAGUCCCGCCGGAGGAGCAGAAGGUGGCAACCCAUCCCUAUACGAAGAACAUGUAGCCAUUCAAGUUAGGGUUACCAAUACAGGAAAUCGGAAGGGAAAGGAAGUCGUUCAAUUAUAUGUUACACUACCUUCAUCUAUCAUGGAGCCCACAACCAAGGAGAUCAUCGACACCCCUGUGAGAACAUUACGAAACUUCACUAAGAUCGAACUUGAAGCUGGAGAGACCCAACUUGUUAACCUUACCCUGACGAGGAAAGAUCUCAGUUUUUGGUCUGUGAUCCGACAGAAUUGGAUAAUGCCUGAGGGCAAAUUUAACCUCGCUGUUGGCCGAAGUUCGAGGGAUCUUCCGUUACAGGGCGUGUACUAG